This is a messenger RNA of Puntigrus tetrazona (Sumatra barb), 3241 nucleotides long. RefSeq names its product intraflagellar transport 74 (gene ift74). Lineage: Eukaryota; Metazoa; Chordata; Actinopteri; Cypriniformes; Cyprinidae. Gene Ontology annotation, biological process: cilium assembly; intraciliary transport involved in cilium assembly. Gene Ontology annotation, cellular component: centrosome; cilium; intraciliary transport particle B. The transcript is spliced from 20 exons. The coding region runs from base 162 to 1940 and encodes 592 amino acids. The record is from RefSeq and is a predicted model, not a curated record. Gene Ontology annotation, molecular function: beta-tubulin binding.
GCAGGGGGCAGUGCAGCGCUGUUCUCGCACGAGUUCUCGCGAUGACGUUCCUGGGUUGCUAGGCAACUCAGAGACGAGCGUUUUGGUUGACUGUUAAAGUAGCUAACUAUAAACAGCGUAUUUUUAGGUAAAGUGUGCUAAGCUUUACCAUUCAGACAACAAUGGCAAGCCAGAGACCCGUGAGCCGAGGAUCAUUUGGCCAGGGUUCUGGACGCCCACCUACAGCCAUCCGACCACCACAGACAGCCCUCCGCGUCAGCACUGCAAUGGUCCCGGGCUCCGCUCGUCCCGGCAGCAGAGCUGGACCUGUGGCUUCUCCUGGUGUUUUAUCAGCUCAGAUUAAAGUGGCAGAUCGACCCGUGACUCAACAGGGACUCAGUGGAAUGAAGACAGGCAUGAAGGGACCACAGAGACAAAUUCUGGAUAAAUCAUAUUACCUUGGAUUAUUACGGAGUAAAAUAAAUGAGCUGACGAUGGAGUCCAGCAAACUACAGAAGGACAUUGACACCUUCAGUCAGGAAAAUUCAGUAUAUCUAUCUUAUGAAAAAAGAGCAGAAAUCCUAGCUGGGGAAAUAAAAGAUCUUCAAGGGCAACUGGCAGAUUACAACAUGCUAGUUGACAAGCUGAACACAAACACUGAGAUGGAUGAAGUCGUGAAUGACAUCAACAUGCUGAAAGCACAGAAUGACAGAGAAGCUCAAAGUAUGGACGUGAUAUUCACAGAGAGAAGAGAGAAAGAGGAUAUGAUUAGAGCUGUAGAGGAUGAUAUAGUCCAAGAAAAACAGGCUGCCCAAAACAUCAUUCAGAAGAUGUCUGCUGAUAAACAGGCCAAAUACACUGAGAUGAAAGCUACCUAUGAAGAACUAAUGCAGGAGCUGGACUCCCUUCAAGAGGAACUAGACGCUCUGAUGAGUAGGAAGGAGACGUUUGAGGCGGAUCUGGUUCACUCCCAGGCCAAACAGGAAGCAGUCAUGCUGCACGAGAAACUAUUGGAGCUGGAGAACCGCCGAGAAGCAAUGCUAGCAGAAGACCGAGACAUGGGCUCUCCACAAGAGGAGCGUGAACGCCUGUUCAAACAGGUGAAAGAAAACAACCAGGAAAUAGCCAGCAUGGAACGACAGCUCUCCGAAGUACGUGAGAAAAUUAGCCAUCUCACUGAAGAGAUGCGACAACUAGAUGCUGACAUGGAGGAACAUCAAGGAGAACGAACACAAAAGUACAAGGAGCUGCAGAAGAGAGAAGAAGAAAUCAACUCAUAUCUGAACUCAUUUGAUGACAAUAAAGCUCAGGAGCAGCAGCUGAUCAGAGAAGCACAGAGCAGUAUCGUGGCUUUACUGGAACACUCCAGCAGGAACAUCAAUCGUCUGCAGCAGCUAUCAGCAGUCACCGCUCAAGAGCUGCGGUCCAUGCAGGAAGAUCUGAGCUUCAAAGAGACGGAGAUGCAGAAGUCUCAAAGCACAGCCAAAGGCCUUUCCUCAGAAAGUGAGCGUCUACAACAGGAUCUUCUGAAAGUGGAGCAGCUGGAAGGCAAAGUGAGCACAGAGCUGCAAACUCUGAGAGAUCAGCUCAAGCUCAUGAUGCAAGAGAUCCACACAUACAGAGAUCUGGACGCUCUCAGAGCUGCCGGAGAGGACCGGAAGAAGAGACUGCAGGAGGAACGAGUAACACUGACUCAGAGGAAGGAUACAUUUAAGAAGAUGAUACACAAAAUCAACGAGGAGUAUGAAUCUCUUAAGAACCAGUUGCAAGAGAACGAGACCCAUGUGGAGCUGACCAACAUGGAGAGGAAGUGGCAACAUCUUGAGCAGAACAACUUUGUGAUGAAAGAAUUCAUCGCCUCAAAAGGUGUAGAGAGUGAUUACCGCCCAGUGAUGAAGAAUGUCAACAAACAACUGCUCGAGUACAAUAAGAUACUGGUUGAUACUCUGCAAAGAAACUGAGGAGGGGAAGCACUUCCUGUCUGCAGCAGCUUGCAAACUCACUUCCUGUUCGAGAUGAGCCCUGAUCAGCAUUCUAAAGAUGACUUUUGAGUGAUUGUAUUCUAGAAUAUGAUCUAAGUUUUGUAAUCUUAGGUGCAUAACAGUCUUGUGUUAUCAGUGAGAUUCGGGGCAUGUCAUUAGUGUCAGUCACAGAGCUAAAUAAUUACGCUGGUGUGUAAUUAAUGUGAUUUUUAUAGCUCAUGUUGUUCCAAAGAACUUUCCUUUUGCUGGACAGUAAGGAGAAUUUCCUCAGUCCAGAACAUCUUAUCUGUUUUGGGUCUUAUAUUCUGUCACAUGGUUUUGGGUGUAGUAAGAACAUAAAAGAAAGUAAACGGAGAUACUUCAAGGAACAUUACUACACAUAUAAAAAUAAUAUUAGUCUGAGACAAAGAACACAGGCUUAAAUGGAGUGACAGUGUUCUCCUAGCAAACCCAAAUAUGAGUCUUAGACACUUCUUCACCUGUAUAGCAACAGGACAGUCUUCUCAGUUCUUCACAGACAAAGAUGCUAACACACACACACACUAACACACACACACACACACACACAGAUUGCUUAACUGUGUCUCAAGAUGCUUGUUAGAGCUAAGUAUCCUUAUCAGUAUGGUUGGUUACACAAAUACUAUGUAGUCACUGUUCACCACAGUUAAAGGUAUAGUUGACCCAAAAAUGAAAAUUGGAUGUUUAUCUGCUCACCUCAGGGCCUCCAAGAUGUAGGUGAUUUUGGCGCAUAUAAUAUAUGUAUAUGAUUCCUCUUUAUUGACCGUUUUUAUGGGCCAUGAUAUGUAAAGAUCUACAUAUGCAUCUGUGUAUAUAUACAUUGACAUGUCGCGCUGGAUGUUGAGAAUCAGUCGGACAUUGUGGUGUAUCAGAGGUAAAAAAAUAUAUAUAAAUAAUGUUGAGUUUCUAGCACAGAACGAUUAAGUUAAAAAUGUUUGUUUGUGUUCUACUAAAGGAACAAAGUUGCCUAUAUCUUGGAUGCUCUGGGGGAAAUCGGAUAAACAUCACAUAAAAUAUUUGAGUGAACUAUCCCUUUAAGUAAUUGUCUCGUGCACACAGCAGCAAAGCAUUUCGAGUGAAAACAGUGUGGAAAAGCUGGGAGGAUUUAAAAGAAUGCUAAAGGGAUUCUACAAAUGAAUGUGUGAAUAAACAAAUUAUAUGAAUGUAUCCCUGCAUGUUCUGACUGUAUUCAGAAAAGAUUUUAUGGCAUUUUUCAUCUUAUCUCCAUGUAAUAACUAAUAAAGAAGUUUACUUAAUUGCAA